Halichondria panicea is the source of this 4130-nucleotide messenger RNA. Its product is annotated as serine/threonine-protein phosphatase 6 regulatory ankyrin repeat subunit C-like. The transcript is spliced from 22 exons. The record is from RefSeq and is a predicted model, not a curated record. Gene Ontology annotation, molecular function: protein binding. NCBI's taxonomy places the organism in Eukaryota, Metazoa, Porifera, Demospongiae, Suberitida, Halichondriidae. Bases 314 to 3985 code for a protein of 1223 amino acids.
ACGAAAUUUUGGAAGGCACUUAUAAUAAUUUCUCCGGCCUCUAAAAGCGAACAAUGUUUGAGGAAUUACUGCUAAACCAGCCCAUGACUUGUUAGAGCUAAACUGGCAGGGACAGCCUACGCACGCGAGGGGCUGUCGCCACCAUAUCGCAAAUGAGAUCAGGGAGACGGCUCUCAUGUGCAGUACUCGACCAUGGUAGGCUGGCCAAGAUUGUACGGACAUUAUUGUGAGGGCAGUACUUGUAGUGGGUGUUUCGUUGCCAUGGUCCCCCAUUUCUCUACAUAAAUUCUCUCAGCAAGCUACUCAAAAGGUGAUGUCUUCUCUGGUGGAGGCGUGUGUAUCUGGGGACCUGGCUAUCGUACAGAGAUGUCUCACCGACACACCAGACCUCAUCCAUACAGUCACUCAGAGUGGAGUCACACUGCUCAUGCACACCAUCAUUGGAGCUGGUACAGAGGUCAAUCCUAAUGGGAAUUAUUUGGAGACAUGUCAGCUCCUCGUACAAUAUGGCAUAGCGUUGGAAAGUGCUGACCAAUCACACGGCCGCACUGCCGCACAUUGGGCCAUUUAUUAUCAUCGUGAUGAUAUACUAGCAGAGCUGGUUAUUGCUGGAAGUGACUUGACUGCUCCUGACUUCCUAGGGACUUCCCCCUUUCAUUUAGCCAUCGCUGAAAGUGCUAUCAGUUGUUUGAGUCAUUGUCUAAGAUUCUUGCCUCGGGAAAUUCUAGAGAUUCCAGAUGCUCAAUUGAGAUCACCUCUCAUCCAUGCUGUUUCCACUGGCAACCUGGAGUCUGUUCAGCUUCUGUUAGCUGCUGAUGCUGAUCCUAACACAGUGCAGGAUGGGACUGGAACCACUGCUCUUCAUGUAGCUGCUCAGUUAGGACAUGGGCUCAUUAUAGAGCUGUUACUAAGCAACGGAGCAGCCCCUGACAUAGUAGACACUAACGGUCACACUCCUGUUCACCUAGCGGCAGUGUGGGAGAGUGUGGAUAGUGGACUUGGUGCUUUUGUGAGGGUGGUGGGCGGUAGUGUACUGGACCUGAGGGAUGCACAAGGACUCACUCCAAUCAUGCAUUCUGCAGCUUAUGCUAGUACACACAAUGUCAAGUUCCUAUUACACAAGAAGGUUGAUGUGUUGGCAACAGACUUUGCUGAGGGCAAGACUGCUCUACACUGGGCGGCAGGAAGUGCCACGCCUACUUCUGCAUCUUGCAUAACUCUCAUACUCAAGAAGGGGCGUGGUCUCCUCGAGUCACGUGACAGGUUUGGGCGCACCCCAUUGGUCACUUGUGCCGUGAGUGGGUGUGAGGAGGGAUUACAAGCGCUGAUAGUGGGUGGGGCUUCAGUGGAGGCAAUAGACGAUGAACAAAGGACACCUGUACAUUGGGCAACAGCAAGUGGUAAUUAUGCUGUGUUGCCACGGUUACUGGAGAUGGGAUGCUCUCUGAACUCUGGUGAUGUAACAGGUGCCACGCCCACUCAUUAUGCAGUACAACGCACAGCUGAACCAAACCCUGACCUCUUGGAGCCAGGAGAAUAUGAAGAUUGCUUGGAACAAUGUAGAGACUUGCAAGCUUGUCUUGCUAUCUUACUAGCGGAGGGUGCAAAGGUCAUGGUGGCGGACCAAGAGGGGACCACACCCCUACACACAGCAGCUAAGUAUCCCAACAAUCUGGAGGCACUAUCUGCUCUGCUAACAAAAGGGGCCGAUCCUGUCGCUAGGGACAACCAAGGGAUGACUCCAUUUCACUGUGCUGCACUAAGUGGUGUCAUUGAGAGCUGUCAGGUUUUGCUGGAGAGGACAGGUGGUAUCCAUGGCAAUGAUGUUGAUGACAGUGGGCGGUCUGCGUUGCACCUUGCUGUACUUGGUGGACACACUGAGUGUGGUAGGAGACUAUUAGAGCAAGGCUUGGAUCACAGCACAUGUGAUGCAGAAGGCACAACAGCUCUCGCAUUGGCUGCUGGUCUUGGUCUGCUAACAAUGGUAGAGCUACUCAUAUCUCAUGGGUCCAAUAAUGAGGGGGCGGUACACCAAGCAGCAGCUAAUGGCCAUUCUGAGGUUUUGGAGUAUCUAUUGUCAGGGGGUGCUCCUGUUAACGAGGCUAUACUGGGCGGGGCUACUCCACUACACUAUGCUGUCGCUGCAGGUCACAUGACUUGCAUACAAAUACUGCUACAGUACAAUGCUGACGUCAACGCCAUGGCAACCAACGAAGAAGGUGACAAGGCCACGCCCCUUGACUAUGCCCCUGGCAACACUUCUGAGGUACAUGAUCUUUUGACCUCUAUGGGCGCAAUGUCAGCAAUAGUGGAAGAAAAAGACGAAGAAAAGACUGAGGAAAUAGCUGACGUAGCAGUUUCUGAGGUGGUUGAACCUGAAGUGGGUGUGGUCAGUCCCGAGGAUGAAGCCAUAUCUACUGUGUCAUUGCGACCACACACACCUACACGACCAGCACAAGAGCCUGGACCAACCUUUGACCUCCCUCCACCACUAGCCACAGCCACAGCCACGCCCCCUAAAGCCCACCUCCUCCAACGUGCACUAAGCAUGCUCAGACGAGACAAGAGGUCGGAGGUGGAGGGGUCAAUACUGUCUAGUGCUGUUGGCCUGUAUGCAGCACACGCUACAUUACUAGCAUCAGUUGUGAUUGGUACGGCUCUUGGAGACAAGGCAGUACAGGUAGCUCACAGUGUAGCUACUGACACUGCACUACAGCACCAUACCACCUCCACACUAUUACCAGAUAUUGUGUGGUUUCGUGACGAGUCUCCGCCCACUCCAUCUCCCACUCCACCCCCUACAGUAGUGACGCCCACUCCUACACUCCCCACACCUCCGCCCCCUGUGGUGAUUACUGUGGAUCCAUAUGAGAGAAGAUUGAGGAAAGCAAUCGCUCAACUUGACACUGGCAAGUCUGCAGGCUACCUUGCAGUGGAGGAGCUGGUUAGAGCUGGUGCUACUAGAGCUAGGCUCAGGAGAGGUCUAGAGGGAGAUAGACUACAAGCACACCUACUAUCAAGGAGACAGGAGUUUCUGGGGGAAGAAUCUCGUGCAAGAGAAGCCUCUAAUAAAGUGUUGCAGAGGCUGGCCCAACGAAUGAUCCAAGCAGAGCAAUCAUCAGAGGAGAUCUCUUCUGCUAUAGAAGAUGGUCUUGCAGCAGCUCGUGAUGAGAACAUGAAGCUAGCAGCUCUAAUGGCUGACAUGGGACUCUCUUCACGCCCUACAGUAGCUCAAUGGUUGCAGGCAAAGGACAAAGCUAAGAGGACGUCCCUGCAAUCAUCACUCAUUAAUUGGGACCGCUCUAGAGAAGAGAGACACACAUCAUUGCUCCUACAACAAGCACGAACCUCACAAAGAGCACUAAGACAUGCAGCAUGGGGUGUUAAGAAGGAACUGAGUGGGCGUAUUCAAAGGCUUAGACAAGUGUACGAUCCUCACACAGCCUCACACCCUCACAGCCUCACAGCUUCACGUCGCCCACACUUAGCACAGGAACCAGAAGUGAGGCACAAGAAUAAACACCUCCUCCGCAAAUCCACCACAUCCCCUCCGUCAUCGACCACUUCGUGUGUGCGUGCUACUCCUCAUGGCUUCUUCCGUAUCCGUGAGACCACACCCACAACCUCUGGGACCACACUCACCUCUUCUCCUAUAGAAACUGUGUGGACAAAUGGACGGGAUUAUGCACAAGGCCACACCCACUCUCGAGCCAUUGGACCAAAGACUGUACAUGCCGAGAGAACUUUGCACUUUGUGAAACCUGGUGAAUACAAGGCACGCAAAAAAAUGUCGACUCAGCAAUCUAUAUCAAAGGGUCAAAGUUCAACAACAUCUUUGACUAUUACUUCUAUUGACUUCAAAACUAAGUCAGGUCAUCGCCAUGGUGAUCGUCAUGGUGAUUUGUACAGUGGACCACACUAUGUAAGUCACGGAGGAAGGAGGGCGCAAUCACCACGGCAACAACUGUCACCCGUAGCAACCUAGUAACUGGCUAGCUUGUGUUUAGUUAUGUAGACUACUUGUACUUUCCUAUUAGACUGUUUUGUGUAGAGUACUUGUUUCCUAUUAGACUGUUUUGUGUGGUCGUAUGUUAGCACCCGUUGUUCUAUAGAGAGAGAAUACGUGUCAA